This is a messenger RNA of Aedes albopictus (Asian tiger mosquito), 1596 nucleotides long. RefSeq names its product tachykinin-like peptides receptor 86C. Gene Ontology annotation, cellular component: plasma membrane. The coding region runs from base 634 to 1554 and encodes 306 amino acids. The transcript has 7 exons. Gene Ontology annotation, molecular function: tachykinin receptor activity. Gene Ontology annotation, biological process: G protein-coupled receptor signaling pathway. NCBI's taxonomy places the organism in Eukaryota, Metazoa, Arthropoda, Insecta, Diptera, Culicidae. The record is from RefSeq and is a predicted model, not a curated record.
GGCUUUGUGUACUAGUAUAGCAGAGAGUAGGAGUAUACUCGUCGUCGACGGUGGUUGUUGCAAGUGCGGGUGCGUAAUUAUGCUGUUUUCGGAUGGCAUUGCGAUGGUAGAGAGUAGGCUAUAGCUCGUCGUCGACGGUGGUUGUUGCAAGUGCGGGUGCGUAAUUAUGCUGUUUUCGGAUGGCAUUGCGAUGGUAGACAGUGGAAUCCAUAGUGUUUGGUACUGAUGCUGCUGCUGCUAUUACCGCCGUAAAGCGAUGCGGAAACGUUGCGGAAAACCGCAGGAUGAACUUUACGUCUGAGUUAGUUCGGUGAAAUGUGAGACAAUUAGGCUUUUGAUUUAGGAAGUGCGGCUGAAUGAGCAAUCCAUGAGGGCUCAAAUUCUGGAAAUUAAGUGUCUCAUUGUUUCAGAUUAAAUCAUGCUGUGGGAAGUGUGUACCUUAACACCUAUCCCCUUUGCUUACUACACAGCAUCAUUAAGGAUAUCUACUAUGGACGGUGUACAGAACUACGAAAGUUUUCCAGAUAUAUUGCCAUCGUGCAUCCCCUCCGGCACAGGACGUCCCGCAAAAAGGCUCGCCUCUUCCUGUUGAUCAUUUGGGCGCUGAGCUGCAUCCUGGCCGCCCCCUGCCUCAUGUACUCCACUGUCAUGACAAAGCGGUACCACAACGGGAAAACCAGGACCGUUUGCUACAUGCUGUGGCCGGAUGGACGCUACCCGACCUCGAUGGCAGAUUACAUCUACAACCUGGUGUUCCUCAUCCUGACGUACGGCAUCCCGAUGCUGAUAAUGAUCGUGUGCUACUCGCUGAUGGGCCGGGAGCUCUGGGGAAGCCGUUCCAUCGGGGAGCACACCGAACGGCAGCUCGAGUCGAUGAAAUCGAAAAAGAAGGUGGUUCGCAUGUUCAUCAUCGUGGUCACCAUCUUCGGCAUCUGCUGGCUGCCGUACCAUCUGUUCUUCGUGUACGCCUACCACAACAACCAGAUGACAUCGUCCAGCUACGUCCAGCAGCUGUACCUGGGCUUCUACUGGCUAGCCAUGUCCAACGCAAUGGUCAACCCGAUCAUAUACUACUGGAUGAACAGCCGGUUUCGAAUCUACUUCCAGGAUAUUAUCUGCUUUUGCUGCUUGCAGUUCCUCAACGCGCGGAUGAAGGACGGCAUGCCACAGGGUGUUCUGUUGCACAAGAAUUCCAACUCCGAACCGGGCCGGUACCGAUCUUGUAAAUCGACAACGUUCGCUGUCGGUACGGUGGCGACCGCAGUACCACAGCACCGAAGAGUACCGGAUGCGGCUAGCAGCUCCCACCGCGGUCCUCAACCACCAGCACCACCAACACCGGAACAUCCAGCGGGGUAUGGUCAGCGUGGUGAACGUCGUCGAGAAUGCCAACGGGAAGCCGGCGUCGACGCUGGACGGUCUCCAUCAGACGACGGACAUCAGCGAGCUUCCGACGGCCGUGAACUACCACCUGCCGAGGUGCUCGGGUUCGCAGGACUCCCACUCGCAGAGUCGGCUGAAAGAGCAGCAACAGCAGCAGCAUUCCUCCAGUAGUCACAGUCACGAGUACUCUUGACAUCCGCAGUACGACUAGAG